Messenger RNA from Haliaeetus leucocephalus (bald eagle), 1494 nucleotides. RefSeq names its product excision repair cross-complementation group 1 (gene ERCC1). The transcript is spliced from 11 exons. Gene Ontology annotation, biological process: mitotic recombination; UV-damage excision repair; nucleotide-excision repair. Bases 1 to 1458 code for a protein of 485 amino acids. Gene Ontology annotation, molecular function: single-stranded DNA binding; damaged DNA binding. The record is from RefSeq and is a predicted model, not a curated record. Gene Ontology annotation, cellular component: nucleus; ERCC4-ERCC1 complex; nucleotide-excision repair factor 1 complex. Lineage: Eukaryota; Metazoa; Chordata; Aves; Accipitriformes; Accipitridae.
AUGCCAGGGGUGGCCACCGAGCCCCUCCACUCUGCGGUCCCCCUAAAGAAGAUGGGGGACGAGUGGGGGGCACAGGCUCCCCGGGCCAACGACGUCGAAAAGGACUCUGGCUUCUCAGACACCAGCUUGGAGCACCUGAGUGGGCGGGAGCAGACGGAUACGGAAAAACCGCCAGGCUCCGGCACCCAAGGGUCCCCGCCGCAGCACCCGGCCACUGCCCCGGCACCCGGCCACCCCUUCGCCCACCUGGCACCUGUCUACCUCGUCCACAACCUCCUCCUCCAGCAGUCCCUGGGAGCCCCCCCAGAGCCCUGGCAGCCAGCUCAGCUUCUCCUACUCCAGCCCCUGUCACCCACCAUCCCCCACCACGACGCCACCGACGCCUGCCACGACGCCACUGCGACAGCCACCCCGGUAGGGAGCUCGGGUUGCCAAAACCAGCGGCUGGGGGUGACGGUGGAGUUUUUGCGCUGGGGGGAGCUGCUGGCGGCAGCCCUUCGGACUGGGGCCCUUCUCCGGCAAAAUCGGCGCACCCAGCGGGAGAUCGCCACCCUGCGCCGGCACACUCGGUUACUGGCCCGUGCCACCCGCGAUCCCCGCACCUGGCCUCGCCUGCACGAUGCCCUGGGGGGCGGUGGCCCGCCAUACGUGGUACAGCAGUCGGUCCCCACGGCCUCUCUCGGAACAACCGAACCGGUCCCGGUUCCCGUUAGUACGGCUGGGGCUUCCCCCCGACCCCCUCAGCCCCCCGAACCUGGCGGUGGUGGUCCGCCGGGGGAGGCUGUACCGGGAGGAGGGGGGGGCAGCGCCGGGGACGUGCCCCCCCUGCCCGUGCUCAAACCGGGAGCCAAGAGCAGCAGCAUCAUCGUCAGCCCACGGCAGCGGGGCAACCCGGUCCUGAAGUUCAUCCGCAACGUCCCUUGGGAGUUCGGCGACGUCGUCCCUGACUAUGUGCUGGGCCAGAGCACCUGCGCCCUCUUCCUGAGCCUGCGGUACCACCACCUCAACCCCGGCUACAUCCAUGACCGCUUGCGGCACCUGGGCAGGAGCUAUGGGCUGCAGCUGCUGCUGCUCCAAGUCGACGUGAAGGACCCACACCAGGCGCUGAAGGAUCUGGCGAAGAUCUGCAUCCUGGCCGACUGCACCCUCCUGGUAGCCUGGAGCCCCGAGGAGGCCGGGAGGUACCUGGAGACCUACAAGGCCUAUGAGCAGAAGCCGCCCGACUUGCUGAAGGAGCGUGUGGAGCAGGAUUUCCUCUCCCGGAUGACCGACUGCCUGACCAGCAUCAAGUCAGUGAACAAGACGGAUGCGCUGAGUCUCCUCACCACCUUUGGGUCGCUGGCAGCCGUGGUGGAUGCCCCCAGGGAAGAUCUGUCCCUCUGCCCCGGUGUUGGACCCCAGAAGGCCAAGCGGCUCUUCGACGUCCUGCACGAGCCCUUCCUCAAGGUCCCCAAAUGAGCCACCACCCCCAAAAUCUUUGGUUUUAUAAUAAAU